Camponotus floridanus (Florida carpenter ant) is the source of this 3875-nucleotide messenger RNA. Its product is annotated as tetratricopeptide repeat protein 17. The transcript has 16 exons. Gene Ontology annotation, molecular function: protein binding. Gene Ontology annotation, cellular component: actin cytoskeleton; cytoplasm. The record is from RefSeq and is a predicted model, not a curated record. Lineage: Eukaryota; Metazoa; Arthropoda; Insecta; Hymenoptera; Formicidae. Bases 396 to 3713 code for a protein of 1105 amino acids. Gene Ontology annotation, biological process: actin filament polymerization.
UACAAAAAAUUCUUUUGUUUUCCCUUCUAAUUUGUGAUAAUCUAAUAGUUUAUAUACAUUUCGUACAUAUAAAAUGUAUUUAAAAGGUACAAACUCAACGAUAAGUGACGAUAACGAUAGUCGAUAAUCAGCUGGCGACUCAGCUGAUCGCUCUCGUUGACAGUCACUAAUAUCGCGUCAUAUAUCGUAUCGCGAGUCAUCCUUCAAAGAAAGUACACGACGUAAUAACGAUCCAUCAUAGUUUUCAUUAUAUUUCUUACGAAUCUCACAUCUCACGGUGUGUAAAAAUGCGCUCGUUUUUACAGUCGUGAUCCUUGUUGACGCGUUUCUCUCUCAACGAAAGUACAAAAUUGAUAAAGUCUGAGGAUUCUUCGUAUGGGGUUAUAUCGCGAAAAAUGAUCCGGAGCAGUGUAUCUUAUAGGAUUAUUACGAUAUGCGCGGUGAUACUUGAAAUUUCGGCUACUAGACAUUGGUAUGUCACGGAAAAUGGGAGAAUUCAGCCGCAGCAUGACAGUGUUUUUGAUAUGCGUCGACCCUAUGAUCUUCUGGUAUUUCUGGAACAGGAAAAACGCAGGGAAACUGCCAAUACUAUAUAUAAAAAGAUAUCAAGGAAGGAAGUGUCCAUUCAUAAUCAGUUUGCCAGUUUAGGCAUAGCCGAUACAGAAAAUUCCAAUUCGGAUUGUUUCCUGUGGGACAAAUCAUUGGCUGAUAUCAAUGUACAUGCUAGUAUAGUGAUCGAUUACAGAUUCAGAGGAAUACACCAAAAUGAUUAUAUGUUAUAUAAUGUAGCGGCUAACAGUGAACAAACAAUUCCAGACUGUCAAAACACGUUUCCAUUAGAUUUUAGUAUCUAUACUUUUGAACAUCUUAAAGCGAUGCAAAAUCGAAAGAAUCUUACCCAAUAUGAAGAACUCGAUUUAAUGAAGUAUCUACCAUCGAGUACUGAUCUCAAUGAAUUUGGCCAUCAACUCGCUUAUAGCUUAUCACGUAAUAAGACUUCCUGGAUAUACUUGAAUCUAGUGUCGAUCUAUUGGCGGAUUAAGGGAAACGCUUACAAUGCUUUAGAGUGCAGUCGUAGAGCGAUUGUAUGCGCUCCAAGGCAAUAUCGCGAUAUUCCUCUUGUGACUACUGCCGGCAUUUUACACGCUGCGAAAUAUUCUGGCGAAGCCGCGAUUAUUUUGCACGCGGCUAUAGAUCAUAAUCCGACAGAGAGCUACCAUCAUCUGGCGUUGGGCCAUGUGUAUACGUCUCUCGGUGACUUCGAACGAUCCGCAGCAUGUUAUGAUAAUUGUUUGAAAUUAGCACCUGAAACGACAGAGGCCGAACAGAUGAAAUACGCCAUACUAUGCCAUCGGUUGUUGGAAACGACCUUAUUAUUAUUCGAUCACCGCUUACGGAAUGUACUGUCAGAAAUACACACGUAUCAUGAUUGGAAGGAGGAGUGGUUCAAGCUUUACGAGCAUAUGCUAUGGGAACAAAAUAUUAAAUCCACCACGAGGGAAAUUAAACUCGCCUUUGCACGAGAGCAAAAUCUACAUGUUCUCGCAAUAAAUCCAAUCGAAAAGUCAAUUCAUCAUAUUGAUAAUAACAUUGUACUGUCUUACAUGGAUUUGGGCGAUAGAAAGAAAAUAGCCGAGAACAUGCUACAAAAUGUUCACGGUAGCCUGCAUUUGUUAAAAAAUUUGCAAACUCAAGUAAAAGAACGCAGUAAUCAUAUCACGAAAGACAUGAUCAUGGAAAUAAACAUGGAAUAUGAUCAUAUGUUUGUGUCACCAACAAAAUACCCAAAGUAUCAUAAUGUAGAAAUCAAGAAAGGAAAUGAGGAUUUUGAAGCUGAUUAUUGGCCAAGGAUUUCUGAUUGCGAUGGUUCCAUGUUAAUUUUCGGAGAUGGAAAACAAUAUUUACCUAUUUAUUUGUCGCCUGAAAACAAAGGUUAUGCGAUACGUUUGUUUGUGAAUGAAUUGAUUGAUAUAGAACCAUGGAAAAAGCAUCCAUUACCAUGGCAUCCACCAAUUUGCCAAGCACCUAAAUCAUUUAAUAAAAAAUAUAUUACACGUACCUUGCUAGAUGCAACUGUGCAGCAGCAUUCGUCGGACGCUUCUCUGAAACCAUUUUUACAUAAUUUAGUUCAAACUACAGAAUUUGCAGAAAUUGGUCAAAGGAUUUUGACAGCAACUGAGGCGAAAGUAGCAGCCCCAUGGGUAUUGUCAAUACUUGCAUCUCUUUAUUGGAGAAUAGUAGGGAAACCUCGUUUAGCUUUGGAUUGCCUUCAGUUAGCAUUGGAUGAUGUACCUAAGGAAUUCAGAGAUGUACCUUUUGUUAGUAUAGCUUCGCUACAUCAUAAAGUAGGUUUAAUUGAUGAUGCUAUAAGAAUUACAAAUGAAGCCUUGGAAAUUAACACUGUAGAGCCAAUGACUAAUUUUUUACUUGGUAUAUUAUUGAAUAUAAAAGGAAAUCAUACAGGAGCUAUACAUUACUUAAAACAAGCAUUAAGGGUGGAUUCAAACUUAUAUGAUGGUAGGGCUUUAAUGUUAUUAAAGACAUUGACCUGUCGUGAAAAAUUUAAUGUUGUUACGGGUAAUCAUGCAGGCUGUGAAAAAGGAAUUAAUUUACCUAAACAUUCUAUGAACUUACCUUCUGUAUUACUUACUAAGUACAAUCUGCAAGCAAGUGAUACACUUUUGCGCAAACGACAAGCUAAGAACUGUAAACAUAUUAAAUAUGCUUCAAAAAAGACUGAAGAAAUAGGAAUAUAUUGCUGGAGUAAUCAUAAAAUUGAAUUAGUAGAUACAUUGUACUAUAAUAAGAAAGAAAAUAUACACCAAGUUCUUAUAUCUUCAUUAUUACUUCCCAAUAGUGCAACUAAACUACAUGAAUCACAUAUAAAUAUGAACCAAAUUCCAGAUGAUAACAUGCUACACUCAUAUACCGAUUGGACGUUUGGUAAAAUGUCUGACAAUAAAAAAGAAUCGUAUUACCCGAAUAAGGAUGAAUGUGAUGAACUAAAGUAUGAGGACUGGGCUGCUUCUCUAUUUGUAUUUCAUGAAUUUAUACGACGAAAUAUGACUGCUGAAAAUGAGGUUGAAUCAUUGGUAGAUGAUAUUCCGACUUUACAACCGACAUGCGAUAAAGGUAACUCUGAAAUUAAUCGUGUGAACGAAAUGGUACAAUUUUCACAAUCACUACAAGACAAAACUGAAUUCGAUAUGGCCGAAUGGCUAAUGAUGAUGACUGGAACGCAGAAUGACACUUUGCAAGGACUUGGGACCAAAAUUGCAUUUGCACUGCAAAAGCAUUCUACUUCUUGGACUUUGGCGAUAGCCGCAUCAUUUUAUUGGCGCGCGGCAGGUGACAGUCGCAAAGCACUGGAUUGUAUGUGGCAAAGCCUAGAAAACACUCCGAAAGAUAUGCAAGACAUACUUCUCGUAAAUCUAGCGUCUUUUCUCAAUUCGCAGAAUUAUUUCUACGAAGCCCUCGAAGUCACUCAGAUAGCACUUUCAAUUAGCCCGGACUUUAUAAUAAAUCAUUAUGUUCUCGCUAAUCUUUAUGCCUCUUUAGGUGAUUUUGAGACUGCUGCAAGUUUUUACAAGUCCUCUCUUGAGCUCGAUCCGAAUUUCGAACCAGCUAUUACGAAGUUGCGAGUGAUGUUAUGCUUCUUAUUAUACGAAGAUAAAAGAUCCGAGAUGGAGGAAAUACUGCGAAAUAUUUUGUGAAGCCAUCUCCUGCAAAAAUUAAUUAAUUAUUAUCACAGACGAAUUGUUAAAAGUGCCUUUGUUCAUUGCAAUAUGAAACAUACAAAAGCAAUGUCAUAGAUUUUUAUGUGUACUUUAAUUUUCUAAUUUAAAACUAAAAAUACAAUACUUUUAAGUAAUACA